UAAACAAAGAACAGCAUGUUUAAUACAAAAUAAUGGUGACGGGACAUACAAGUGUAGUUACUCACCUGUUGAUGAUGGUUUACAUCAUGUUGAGGUGACUUAUGAUGGUGCACCAGUUCCGGGUAGUGCUUUCCCUGUUAAUGUAGCACCUGGUUGUGAUCCAACCAGAGUUAGAGCCUAUGGACCUGGUUUAGAAGGUGGAUUCACACAUGAAAUGCAAAGAUUCACAGUUGAUCUUGAUGGAGCUGGUCAAGGUGCACUCGGAUUGGCUUUAGAAGGUCCAGCUGAUGCACAAAUCCAAUGUCAAGAUAAUAAAGAUGGAACAUGCACAGUGGACUAUUUACCAACUCGUGCAGGAAACUAUGAUGUCUUUGUUAAGUUCAAUGAUGUUAAUAUUCCAGGUAGUCCAUUCCAAGUACCUAUUCGUGAUGUUGUUGAUCCAACUCGUGUACGAUGUUAUGGUCCAGGUUUGGAGCCAAGAGGUGCACGAGCUCAACAACCAGCACACUUUACUGUAGAUGCUUCACAAGCUGGAGAUGCACCGAUACAAGUUGCAACAGUUGAUCGUCUGGGAAGAUCGAAUCCAGCUCAUAUUGUUCCACGACCAACUCAACCAGGUGUUUAUGAUGUCACCUAUGUACCGGAUACAGAUGGUCCAUGUCAAAUUGAGGUGAAACAAGGUGGUAAUCAUGUAGCACGUUCACCAUUUAUGCAACAUGUUCUACCAGCUUUUGAACCUCAACGAGUUCGUGUCACCGGUGAAGGUGUUCAUCCAACACGACCAUUAGGUCUACCAGCGACUCAGCCUACCUCUUUCCAAGUAGAUACAAGAGAUGCAGGACUUGGAGAUUUAGAAUUAUCAGUAAUGGACCCUGAUGGUCAACCAUUACAAUUAGAAGUUGUUGAUGUUGGCGAUGGAACAUACGUAUGUCAUUAUACACCAAUGAUUGUGGGACGACACACUGUACGCGUGAAAUAUGGUGGACAAGAAAUACCUGAAAGUCCAUUUUUAGUACCAGUUGCUCCAUCUGGACGAGCUAAUCUGUGUCGUAUAGAAAGUGGAAAUGAUAGCCGAGUACCAGUUGGUCAAGAAUGUGUUAUCUCUGUGAAUACAGCUCAAGCUGGUGUUGGCCAGUUGACUUGUCGUAUUGUUACACCGUCUGGUGCGACAGCUGAUGUUGAAAUUCAUGAAGCACCAAAUGGUCGUGUUAACAUUUAUUAUACACCACCGAUCCGAGGAGAUUAUUUAGUUGAAAUACGAUUUGGUGGAGAGCUGAUACCAAAUGGAAGAUUUAAUCAAAAAGCUGUUAGUCCAGAAGAGUUAGUCAAUGAUAUAAGCACUAUACAAGAACAAAGAGUUCAACAUGUUAAUGUACAAUCUGUACAGUCGAUACAUUCAUCAACAAUUACAACAGGCUAUCAUCCAGUUGACUUUAAACUACCUGUUGGUCCAACAUUUAGUCAUGUCGAAGGUUUGGUUCGUACACCAAGUGGUCGAAUUCUCCAUCCAAAUUUAAUUGACAAUGGUGAUGGCACAGUGACAGCACAAUUCCAACCGAAUGAACCUGGAUUGCAUGAAUUAGAAAUCACCUACAAUGGUCAACCGAUACCAGGUAGUCCAUUUAGAUUUUACGUCGAAGCUGUUGGCUCUGGUGUUGUAACAGCCUAUGGACCUGGAUUGUCAUAUGGACGAGCUGGUGAACCAGCUAACUUCACCUUGAUAACACGAGAUGCUGGUGCAGGUGGACUAUCACUUUCUGUGGAAGGACCAUCGAAAGCAGAUAUUCAAUGUGAUGACAAUAAAAAUGGUACUUGUAGUGUAAGUUAUUUACCACUAGUCCCGGGAGAAUAUACAAUAUCGAUUAAAUUUAUGGAGAAUCAUAUACCUGGUUCCCCGUUCACUGCACAUAUAGCAGGUGAAUCUCGUCGAUUCAAUCAAGUUUGUGUUGGUACAACAAGUGAAAUGCCAUUACGUAUCACAGAAACAGAUAUUUAUAAUUUAGUCGCAACAGUUCGUAGUCCAUCUGGUCUAGAACAACCAUCUACACUGAAGAGAUUGCCGAAUGGACAUUUAGGCAUUUCAUUUACUCCACAUGAAAUUGGUGAACAUUUUGUCAAUGUAUUUCGUAAUGGCAGACAUAUUGCUAAUAGUCCAUUUAAAAUUUAUGUUGGUGAAAGUGAAAUUGGCAACGCAUCAAAAGUUCGAAUCUAUGGUACUGGUCUACGUGAAGGUAUGGCGAAUCAAAAUUGUCAAUUCACUGUAGAUACAAGAAAUGCUGGUUAUGGCGGUUUAAAUCUAUCAAUUGAAGGUCCUAGUAAAGCAGAUAUCGAAUGUCAUGAUAAUCAAGAUGGCACAUGUCUUGUCACUUAUCGGCCAACAGAACCUGGAACAUAUAUUAUCAAUGUUAAAUAUGCUGAUCAACCAGUACCAGGAAGUCCUUUUGUUGUGCAUAUCGGUGGAGAACCUUCGCUUAGAAUGAUGGAAAGAAUUACUCGACAACGGGAACUUGCUGAUGCCACCUAUGUUGGUAGUCAGUGUGAAUUGAAUUUAAAAAUUCCAGGAAUAAAUAUUCGUGAUUUAACAGCGAAUGUCACCAGUCCAUCAGGAGUCACUCAAAGAUGUGAUGUAUUAGCUACAGACGAUGUGAACUAUACCAUCAAAUUUGUACCUCAAGAAAUGGGUGUACACACUGUUUCAGUACGUCAUCGUGGAUCACACAUUUCUGGAAGUCCAUUCCAAUUUACUGUUGGUCCUAUCACAGAAGGUGGAGCACAUAAAGUACACGCUGCUGGUCCAGGAUUACAACAUGGUUUAACUUAUUCACCAAAUGAUUUUAGUAUUUAUACUAGAGAAGCAGGUGCAGGCGGUUUGUCAAUUGCUAUAGAAGGACCAAGUAAAGCGGAAAUAGAUUUUGAGGAUCGAAAAGAUGGUUCAUGUGGUGUCUCAUAUCGUGUAACUGAACCGGGCGAGUAUUUAUGCUCUAUUCGUUUUAAUGAUGACCAUAUACCGAAUUCACCGUAUCGUGUUAUUAUAAAUGAAGCAAUGGAGAGAACAUUCUAUACACCUGAUACUAAAUUGCUGAGUUUUGCUACUGUCCAAGAUCGUGGUCUUCAGAUCGGACGUCCAACAGCAUUCACAAUCAACUAUUCAGGAAUGGGAGGUAGAAUGAGAGCCUAUGUUGUCGCACCAUCUGGUUUACAAACAGAUGCAUUUGUUCACCAAGUUGAUGUUGAUCAACACGCUGUACGCUUUACACCUCAAGAGACUGGUGCACAUUUAGUUCAUGUGCUGAUGGAUGAACGUCCAAUACCUGGCAGCCCGUUCCGUGUUCUAGUAGGACAAGAUGAAACAGGUCCAGUGACAGCUAGUGGUGAAGGUUUAAGCUAUGGACGAGUUGGUGAGCGUAAUCGAUUCUUUGUGAAUACAGCACAUGCUGGUAGUGGUGCAUUAUCAGUUACUGUUGAUGGUCCAAGUAAAGUUCAGUUGAAUUGUACCGAACGUCCUGAUGGUUAUGAUUUCACUUAUAUGCCAUUAUCACCUGGUGAAUAUAUGAUUAGUAUUAAAUAUGGUGAUGCUCAGCAUAUUAUUGGUUCACCAUUUAAAGCAAUUGUUACUGGUGAUGCAGUACAUGAUACUUUCACUGCUGAUACAACACAUGUUGUUGUAGAAACCGGUGGACGUCUUGUCAAUGGACCACAUUCUAAUAUUGGCCCAUCAAGACCUGAUCGUGUUACAUGCUCUGGACCAGGUUUACAACAGGCGUAUUUAAAUGAAGUUAACACAUUUACAGUGAAUGCAACACAAGCAGGUCAUGAUGUUCUCUACGUUGGUGUUUCUGGACCAGUUGCUGCCUGUGAAGAAGUGAAUAUAAAACACUUGGGACAUGGUCAAUAUGCGAUUAAUUAUACUGUACGUGAUCGUGGUCGUCAUCAAAUUAUGAUUAAAUGGGGUGAUCAACAUGUCCCUGGAAGUCCAUUCACUGUGAAUGUUAUUUAAAAAACAAAAAAAAUAUACAUACACAUCAACAGUCUACUUACUAUUGAUAUAUAGUAGUAAAAGUCGAAUACAUGAAAAAACAACAACAUGUUGAAUGGUGAAGUAAACCAUUAGACAUAACCAUGACUGUCUGUUUCACACAAAAACACACACGCGAACAUUGUUAUGCUUCACGAGUGAGCACUACCACUACUACUACUAUUAUUAUUAAUAUAAACAGUAUAUGAAAAACACGUUAAAUUAUUUAAUUUCCUUAGAUAUUUUCUCAGUAAUGUAAUAAUUAUUGAUGGUAUAUUCUAAUACUACUGAUGCUAUGAUUAUUAUUAUUACUGCCAUCGGAGAAGGUUUCAAUACCUGAGCAGUCCAAAUGAAUGACUUUGAGUCGAAAUUUGUCAGGUGCUUUGCUUAUCCUCGUAAUAUAUUUUAACUUUAGGCUUUUCUAGAGUUCUUUCUGCAAAGUGAGUUCUCUUUCUUUCUCUCUCUCUUUCGGAAUCUUGCUUAAUCAUUAUAUAUUUAUUGAAUUAUGCUACUUAAAUCUACUUUUUAAGCGACACGAAGUAUUCAGUUACCCGUUAAUGAGCAUAUGAAUAUUCCUGCUUUUAUUAUUAUUAUUAUUAUUUCGAUUUUCGUCAAUAUUUUUAGUUUCAAUUACUAUGAAUAUAUAUAUAUAACCAUGCAUGAUUUAUGUUCUUUCCAAAAUGCAAACACUUGAGCCGCUUUUAUAUUGAAUAAUAUUGUACUUCUCUUUGGAAUAAGUAUGAUUUAACAAAGAAUUACCAUUUUUGUUUCUCUCUCAACUAGUUUUUCUUUGGCCUAUAUAUAUUUGUCUGUUAACUGCUAAAACGAAUCAUCUUUAGUCCACUCCUGACCCCAUCCAACCACUCACUCCACACCACCAAUAACCUGAGUAAAUACUCACGAAUACGCUUUUUGUUUCUUUCUAAAGAGCUGAGCGCAUUUUAUUCACGCUAAAUUGUGCUUGUUGCUAUUGUUGUCGUUAUUGUCAACUCAUCUUUCUUCGUCACCUGCUCCUAAUCUCCCUAAUCUCUACCCCCCAGCACCCUCAUGUUCGCUAAUAAUUCUUUUUUUUUCUUGUUUUUUAUCUGCCUACUCCUUAAUGUUUUGUUUCCAGCCUACCUUUACAUCAAAACCCUCAUUCUCAUUUAUUAGUUGUUUAAUCGCUUUGGUUGAUUUUAUCGCCACAUAUAUGUGUAUGUGUGUUAAAACAACAGAAACCCCAUAAUUAUGAAUGGAAUUUUAAUUGAUUUCUGAAUACAAUAUAUAUAAUUUUAAUUACC
Trichobilharzia regenti is the source of this 5295-nucleotide messenger RNA. The record is from the annotation of a GenBank genome assembly. Lineage: Eukaryota; Metazoa; Platyhelminthes; Trematoda; Strigeidida; Schistosomatidae.